Molecule: messenger RNA, 4838 nt
Organism: Sarcophilus harrisii (Tasmanian devil)
Lineage: Eukaryota; Metazoa; Chordata; Mammalia; Dasyuromorphia; Dasyuridae
Product: zinc finger protein 665
Exons: 5
Coding region: 221-2806 (861 amino acids)
Biological process (GO): regulation of DNA-templated transcription
Source: RefSeq, a predicted model, not a curated record
CUCCCCUUGGGCGCCAGCUCCGGGCGGUUCCUGUGGCAGAGUUCCGAAAGCUGCUGCGCGUGUGCGGGAGAGAGCGGCCCCCGCGGAGACGUGGUGCAAAGUGCGGCAGCUGUCCGCAUCCAGCCUGGGCAGAGAAGCCUCAGACCGCGGCCUCCCCCUCUGGGCUCCCUCUCCCUCCCCCAGCCCUGCAGGCACAGGACCCAAGCCCGGAACCAGACCGAUGGCCCUUGGCAGCCAGAGCCCCUUGCGCCAGAAGCUGACAAGGGAGGAGAGAGUGAGAGAAAUCCCUGAAUGCCAGAGUUAUCGGAUGGAGAGUCCUGGUCAAGGUUCUGCCAGGUCCCAGUGUCCCUGGGUCCAGGAGGAGGAGGGGAAGAAGGAGUUGGUGGCCUUUAAGGAUGUGAUAGUGGACUUCACUGAGGAGGAGUGGGGGCUCUUGGAUUCUUCUCAGAAAGAGCUGUACAAGGACGUUAUGCUGGAAAAUGUCCAGAAUCUGCUGUCCCUGGAUGUGGAGUCCAACUUGGAAUGGAAUGAGAGAAGUAGAAAGCUGGGGCUUUUUGUGGAAGAAUGUGAUCUGCUAAGAUUCAUGACGUAUUGUCCCUGUGCCUUCACUUUGAAGGAAAUCCAUGCCUCUAACAUCCAAGUAGAUAACUCGAAGUCUGACUGUAAAUUAAAGAAAAGUAGAAAGAGAUUCAGUCAAUCUUCUUUCCUAAAUCAGUAUAAGAAAAUGAAUUCAGGCAAUAACUGGCUUCUGGAUAGUGAAUAUCAGAAAUGUUUUCUUGAACAGGGAGAGCUUUUUCAUUCUCAGGAGGACUCUCCUGAAAUACUAAUGAAUCCAGAUAAUCAAUGGGAAAUGGCCUUCAGUAAGAUUUCAGAACUUACCAGACAUCAGAAAAAUGAUCAUGGGGAAAUGUUUUGUGUGAGUAGUCAAGGUGGGAAGGCCGUGAGUCAGACCUCUAAGCUACUUAAUCAGCUGGCAGUUCAGAGAAGAAAGCAACCUGAUGAAUAUAAUGAAUGUCAAGCAAUAUCAUCCUAUCAUUCAUCUCUUCCUUACCAAUCUAGAAUUGACCCUGGAAUGAAAAAACCUUCACUUGGUGAGUGUGGGAAGGCCCAUAGUUGGAACUCAGACCUUGAUAGAUCUCAGAAGAUUCAUCCUGGAGAGUUUUAUAAAUAUAAUGAAGGUGGGAACAUUUUCACACAGCGAUUUUUUCUAGCUGUUCCUAAGGGAUUCCACAUUGGCGAGAAUUCUUUAGAAAGUAAUUACUGUGGAAAGACUUUUGGAUCUAAUUCCACUCUUAAUAAGCAUCAGAGAAUGCACACUGGAGAGAAACCUUAUAAAUGUAAUCAAUGUGGAAAGGCUUUCACAUGCAAGGGAGAUCUUAGCAAACAUCAGAAAAUCCACACUGGAGAAAAAUCAUUUAAAUGUAAUCAAUGUGGAAAGUCUUUCAGAUUCAAUUAUGUGCUUACAGAACAUCAGAGAAUUCACACUGGAGAGAAACCUUAUAAAUGUAAUCAAUGUGGAAAGGCUUUCAUGGCUAGAGCUGGUCUUGCUUUACAUCAGAGACUCCAUACAGGAGAAAAGCCUUAUAAAUGUAAUCAAUGUGGAAAGGCUUUUACACACAGUGCCAAUCUUGCUUUACACCAAAGAAUCCAUACUGGAGAGAAACUUUUUAAAUGUAAUCAAUGUGGAAAGGCUUUUAUAACAAGAGCCAGUCUUGCUUUACAUCAGCGAAUCCACCCUGGAGAAAAACCUUAUAAAUGUAAUCAAUGUGGAGAGGCUUUCAUAAAGAGAGACAGUCUUGCUUUACAUCAGGAAAUCCACAUUGGAGAAAGACCUUAUCAAUGUAAUCAAUGUGGAAAGUUUUUCACAUGCAAGGGAAAUCUUAGCAGACAUCAGAAAAUCCACACUGGAGAGAAACCUUUUAAAUGUAAUCAAUGUGGAAAGACUUUCAUAUAUAAUUACAGGCUUACAGAACAUCAGAGAAUCCAUACAGGAGAAAAGCCUUAUAAAUGUAAUGAAUGUGGAAAGGCUUUCAUAAAGAGUACAAAUCUUGCUGUACAUCAGAGAAUCCACACAGGAGAAAAGCCUUAUAAAUGUAAUCAAUGUGAAAAGGCAUUCAGAUAUAAUUACAAUCUUGCAGAACAUCAGAGAAUCCACACAGGAGAAAAGCCUUACAAGUGUAAUCAAUGUGGAAAGCCUUUCACAUGCAAGGGAGAUCUUAGCAAACAUCAAAAAAUCCACAUGGGAGAGAAACUUUUUGAAUGUAAUCAAUGUGGAAAGGCUUUCAGAAGAAAUUACAUGCUUGCAAAACAUCACAGAAUCCACACACAAGAAAAGCCUUAUAAAUGUAUUCAAUGUGGAAAGGCUUUUGUAAAGAGAGACAGUCUUGCUUUGCACCAGGAAAUCCACACUGCAGAAAAACCUUAUCAAUGUAAUCAAUGUGGAAAGUCUUUCACAUGCAAGGGAGAUCUUAGCAGACAUCAGAAAAUCCACACUGGAGAGAAACCUUUUAAAUGUAAUCAAUGCGGAAAGGCUUUCAUAUAUAAUUACAGGCUUACAGAACAUCAGAGAAUCCACACAGGAGAAAAGCCUCAUAAAUGUAAUCAAUGUGGUAAGGGUUUCAUAAAGAGUGCAAAUCUUGCUGUACAUCAGAGAAUCCACACAGGAGAAAAGCCUUAUAAAUGUAAUCAAUGUGGAAAGGCCUUCAGAUAUAAUUACAAUCUUGCAGAACAUGAAAGAAUCCACACAAGAGAAAAGCCUUAUGAGAGUAAUCAGUGUGGAAAAGCUUUGAUGCAAGGGAGAUCUUAGCAGACAUGAGAAAAUCAACGGGGGAGAGAAACCUUUUGAAUGUAAUCAAUGUGGAAAGCCUCUUACACUCUGUGCCUGUCUUGCUAGACUCCACAGAACUCACAUUGGAAAAAAAUCUUUUGAAAGUAUUCAAUGUGGAAAGACUUUUGCACAGAAGUGAAAUCUUGUUGAACAUCAAAGAACCCACACUGGAGAGAAACACUUUGAAUGUAAUCAAUGAGGAAAGGAUUUCACACAUAGGUCCUUUGCACCUCAUAGAAUCCACACUGGAGAGAAAACUUAUAAAUCAAAUUAAUGUGGAAAGGCAUUCAGCUACAAAUCUAAGAUUGGUAAACAUCAGAGAAUACUCACUAAGGAGAAGUAUUAUGAUAGUCAUAAAUGUGAAAUGAUUUCACAAAGACUUCCCAUCUGGCUGUAUACGAGACAAUCCACACUGGAGAGAAACCUUAUAAAUAUAUUCAAUGACGAAAGGUUUUCAGAGAAAUAAUCCUGCUGAACAUCACAGUAUUCAAGUGUAAGCCCUGGGGACAGCUGGGUUGGGCUGGGGUCUCAGCUGAAUCUUCCAAACGUUGAUUUAAUUCCUUGAAGCUGGCCAAUACAGCUGUAGCUCGCCAAAAUCGAGAAUACAAAACAAUUCUAACAAAUACAGGCUCGAAUGAUCUGAGAGAAAAAGACAAGUCCACAAGGACUUCUAUAAGAUGUACAAAGACCAAUGUAUAUGGAGCAGCAGUCUUCAAGUAAUGAAAUAUAUUUGUAUCACAGGUCAUAUAGUAUACACCUAUCUUAAAGAUAUUUCAGUUUUACUUUCAAAUUAACAAUAAAAUAACAGUUCAUUCUUAUGGACAAUCCUGCUAAUUGUUCUUACAUUAUUUUGGAAACCUAUAAAGAAUUUAUUUCACCAAACAUUUAUAUGUAUCUAUAACAAAUGGUGACUAGGCCAAAUACUCAUGCGUCAAACUAUUUAGGAUAUAUUGACUAUAUAUUUUCAUAUUGAAAACAAGAUAUUAUAUACUUGAAUUUGUGAUGACCAUUUACUUUUCUCAGGAAUUUGUCAUAAUAGGAAAAUAUGGAGGUAUGAUAAUACCAUCACAACAACAAUCAGUUGUGAUGGGCUUCAGUCUGAGAGCACACACAUGACAAAACUUCCUUAAUUUAGAUUGAUAUCCAAUUCUAAUAGUAUUACUUUAGCACACUCGGGAAUGAUCAGGUAUGAAAUAAAGAACAGAAUUGGGAAACUGAGUCGGAAAGAUCUCACUUUGAGCAAAAGCUCCCAACUCUUAAUGUAUCAGACUCCUAUUUAUUCAGGGUCACAUUUCUCUGAGUAGCUUAUGAAAUUUCUCUUAAGUGGUAGGUUUCUUUCUUAAUGAUUAGGCAAUCAAAUUCAAAACUCAGAAAUAAUAUUUCAGUUGCUGUCCCAAGAGGUUUCAUCUCCCAUAUCAAAUUCUACUAACUGCAACUUAAGGCUAGAUAAAUUCUCUCUUUUACCAAAGUUCACCAAAAGUUUACCAAAACUUAAACACAUAAAAGAUUGUUUAACUUGUUUCUUAUGUUACACAUCCUGGUGUAAAGGAUUGUUCAUUAAAUGAACUUACAGAAUUUUUGUAUAUAAUUUCCUUAUUAUAUAUGUUACUAUAUCUCUUAAACAAGCUCUUUUCUCAGGGCUGAUGCCCUUAUAUAUCCUGAAAGUUUAAGAAAACUGACAAGUUUAGAAUUAAAAGGUUGUGCAGUGGUCCCAGGGAAGGAGCUGAGCUGUUUGUUGCCCAGCUCCCACACUUCAUUGAGUUUUGAUGGACUAUGCUGCAUGCAGUAAUUAUCAGAUUCAGGUUUAAUAUGAUGACAAUAGCUCCAAAUUACUUAGUUAACAAAACAUCUUUUUAAUUUUUCCUGACAAUAACCACAUAAUUUUUGUUGUAAUUUUUCUAUUAAUUUUCUAGCAGCAAUGAAAAACAUCUAAUUCCUUAAUUUACAUUUACAAAAUAAUUUGAAAUGGCAUGAAUAGAGUGUUCACCUUCUUAAUAGUUGCCACAUCUAU